Lampris incognitus (smalleye Pacific opah) is the source of this 2031-nucleotide messenger RNA. It is a transcript of the gene rcc1l, whose product is annotated as RCC1 like. The transcript is spliced from 12 exons. Bases 148 to 1503 code for a protein of 451 amino acids. Lineage: Eukaryota; Metazoa; Chordata; Actinopteri; Lampriformes; Lampridae. The record is from RefSeq and is a predicted model, not a curated record.
CCCCGGACGACGUUGUUUUGCUGCGAAAGAAUACACGCGAUAUUGGACGUUCACAUGCUCACUGGCUAGCAUCGACCGCUAUAGUAGUUAGUAUUUAUUUAUCCAGCUUAUUACAUCGCAUGAAAUAGAUUUAUCGGGAAGCAAAGGAUGGCUUUACCACUUGUACGACUAUUGACCCGACAAAGGAGAACAGCGUUUGUAGCUUGUGGCAAUGCUACACUCAGCAGUGUGCCCAGGCAACAAGAGAAGAACAAGGACGGUCCUGUUUUUCAAUAUGUUGGGAAGCACAGAAAGAAAAACCACAAAGUGUUUGUAUGGGGAUUUAGCUUCACUGGUGCUUUGGGUAUCCCCAGCUUUGUGGUGCCUGACAGUGGCCGGAAGAAGCCCCGGAAAUAUCAACUCACUCCAUACUCCCUAGAGAUUGAAGAUAAGAUCUCUUCUGCUGCUUGUGGAUAUGGCUUCACCCUAAUCGCUUCCUCCACAAAGGAUGUGACCAAGCUGUGGGGAAUGGGCCUCAAUAAGGACUCCCAGCUAGGCUUUCAACGUACCCUGCACAGCCGCUAUAAGAGCUAUGAAUACAUGCUGGAGCCAUCCCCAGUGGCUCUACCUCUUGCUAAGCCCCAGAAUACUAGAGUGGUGCAAGUGGCGUGUGGUCGGGCUCAUUCCUUAGUGCUCACUGAUCACGAGGGAGUCUUCAGUAUGGGGAACAAUGCUUAUGGCCAGUGUGGGAGGAAGAUUGUUGAAGAUGAAGUCUACAGUGGCAGUCACAUCAUUCACAAGAUCGAAGGCUUCAGCAGCAAGGUUACCCAGGUGGCUUGUGGACAGGACCACAGUCUUUUCCUCACUGAGACAGGCCAGGUGUAUGCAUGUGGUUGGGGCGCAGAUGGACAGACAGGUUUGGGACAUCACAACAUCAGCUCUAGGCCGGUAGAAGUGGGAGGAGAAUUAUCCGGAGUGGAGAUUCAGCAGAUCAGCACAUAUGGAGACUGUAGCCUGGCUGUUUCUAGAGAUGGCAAGCUCUAUGGUUGGGGUAACUCUGAGUACCGACAGCUGGCCUCAGUCACUGACGCUACUCAGAUCAACUCCCCUAAAUACCUUCCUUUGAAAGGGUGUGGAAAGGUGGUCCAGGCAGCUUGUGGGGGCACACAGGUGGCCAUUCUCAAUGAAAAAGGGGAUGUGUUUGUAUGGGGCUAUGGCAUUCUUGGAAAAGGCCCAAAGUUAUCUGAAUCCUCAACCCCCGAAAUGAUCCCCGCUUCGCUGUUCGGUCGCUCCGAGUUUAACCCCUCAGUGACAGUCAGGACCAUCAGGUGUGGUCUCAACCAUUUUGCUGCAGUCAAUGAUCGAGGAGAACUCUUUGUGUGGGGCAAGAAUGUGAGAGGCUGUUUGGGGACUGGAAAGAAAGAUGACCAGUACUUCCCCUGGAGAGUGACUGUACCGGGGCACGUGGUGGAUGUAGCAUGUGGAGUUGACCACAUGGUGGCGCUGGCGAAGUCUCUUAUCUGAGCAUCUCCUCGGCAUGGACAAAGCCCGGAUGUUUGUCUCAGUAACUCCUUGCAAAAGCACCAAUGAGGAGUCGGCUCUGGCUGGUUUGGGGUCCUUGACAAUCUCAGCCAGCUGCUCUCCACAGGCAAUGGACCCUGCUGGCCCUCAAUCCUCCACUGAUCUCAUUGAGUCUGCAGUCAGGAGGGUCAUAGAGGCUUGGUUCACAGCCAGCUGUCACCAGCAUUUACUGUGUGCAGAGACCGGCUAAUCCCCCAACUACACUGGGUUGUGGAACCAUCUGAGCCAACGGAAAAUAAUGUGGAGCUCAGUGGAUCUACAUUCAUUUCAGACCUUUUUCAAGUGGAGAGGACAAUGUUUUUACAACAUCUAAAAUUUGGAUAGAGAUUCUAAUGUAGGCAAGUCCUUUUCAUCUGUGCACAAACUGCAUGUGCCAUACAGUAUGUCCGGUGCUGAGCUCAGAGUGCAAAGAAAAACCGCCUCUUUGGCUUAUUUCUGAAAAAAAUAAUUCUAAUAAAAAAAAAAAAUGUU